AUGGGUUCCACCUGUUGUAGGUAAUCUGAAAUCAAAAUUGCUAAUCAAGAAUCUGAAUUCAUGGAUAUCUUUGAUAUGAAAAUUGAUUAAGAAAUUUAUCCCUUAAAAGUUCAUAAAGGCUUCAGAAAUAUUCUUAAAAAAAAGAAGUAAAUGAAGUAAAUUGAUGAGGACUCCUCUCUUACUUUUCUCUAAAAUGAAUUGAGUAAAUAUACUAAACAUCAUGAUUUCAACUAAACAAUUAUUUAUUCAGAAUAUGUGUAAUAAUAAGAAAACGUGUAAAUUAAAAUACAGAAGCUGAAAAGCAUAAUUAAACCUCGUACAUUAUAUCAUUCGACAUCAUCUAGUACAAGACCCAAUUCUUAAUUAAAAUACUAAGAAAAUUAAUUUAAACGAAGAUAAAGAAUACGUUCUGAAAAAAAAGUAAGGUUUAAGAUUCCAAAAUAACAUAAGAAACCUUCACAUUCUUGCUCAAUAUCAAAUUAUAGAUCUGGAAUUCAAAUAAAUUUAAUUAACUGUCAUCAAACUCGAAUUGGAUUAUUUUGA
Messenger RNA from Paramecium pentaurelia, 543 nucleotides. Lineage: Eukaryota; Ciliophora; Oligohymenophorea; Peniculida; Parameciidae. The record is from the annotation of a GenBank genome assembly.